This is a messenger RNA of Siniperca chuatsi (mandarin fish), 1332 nucleotides long. RefSeq names its product pinopsin-like. NCBI's taxonomy places the organism in Eukaryota, Metazoa, Chordata, Actinopteri, Centrarchiformes, Sinipercidae. Gene Ontology annotation, biological process: visual perception; G protein-coupled receptor signaling pathway. The record is from RefSeq and is a predicted model, not a curated record. Gene Ontology annotation, molecular function: G protein-coupled receptor activity. Gene Ontology annotation, cellular component: photoreceptor outer segment; membrane.
GGCUGAGUUCUGUUCUUGGCUCGUCCUCUGAGUCAGCCACAGCCUGUAUUAUUGAUAUGUUGGCUCAGUUAUUUAGGUCCCCAAUCUAGUCCAGAAUAAAGCAGAAUAACAGAACAGAAUAAAGACAUGUUUCUCAUCUUGGCUGGAUUGUUUUUUUUCUGUCUUUCUCAGUGGGAAUGUGUCCUUGUUCUCAUUGAAGGUGAGUGAUAACCAGGUUGCCAUGGUGAUCCUCCCGCAGCACAGUAACAACCUCAGCACCGGGCACAGCUCCGUGUGGGACCCCGCCGCCGACGCGCUGAGCCGCGCGGGUCACACCGCGGCGGCCGUCGCCCUCGGGUUCAUCCUGGUCCUGGGCUUCCUCGGUAACUUCCUGGUGCUCCUGGUGUUCUCCCGCUUCCCCGGGCUGCAGACUCCGGUGAAUCUGCUGCUCAUCAACAUCAGCGCCAGCGACAUGCUCGUCUGCAUCUUCGGGACUCCUCUGAGCUUCGCGGCCAGCGUGCGCGGCAGGUGGCUUACCGGCUCCUACGGGUGCCGGUGGUACGGUUUCUCCAACGCGCUUUUCGGUAUAGUAUCGCUGGUGUCUCUCUCUCUGCUGUCCUUUGAGCAGUACUCUGUGGUGCUCCGCAGCACACAGCCGGACUCCUCUCAGUACCGCAGGGCCAGGCUCGCUGUCGCCGCCUCAUGGCUCUACUCGCUGGUCUGGACGCUGCCGCCGCUGCUGGGCUGGAGCAGCUAUGGGCCGGAGGGUCCCGGCACCACCUGCUCCGUCCAGUGGCACCAGCGCUCGGCCACAGCUCGCUCCUACAUCAGCUGUUUGUUCGUCUUCUGUCUGCUCCUCCCACUGCUGCUCAUGUUCUUCUGCUACGGGAGGAUCCUGCUGGCUGUACGAGCGGUGGCCAGACAGGUCACCAGGGUCAACCGGUCCUCAGCUGAGCGGAGGGAAGGCCGUGUCCUACUAAUGGUGGUCCCAAUGGUGUCGGGCUACCUAUUAUGCUGGAUGCCAUACGGGGUUGUGGCGUUGCUCUCCUCCUUUGGACGGCCCGGCGUGGUGCCGCCUGCUGCCAGUUUACUCCCCUCCUUGCUGGCGAAGACCAGCACCGUCCUCAACCCUGUUAUCUAUGUGCUGCUCAACAACCAGUUCUCCAAGUGCUUCCUGUACAUGAUGAGAUGCAGCUCAGAUGCUCCGCCCACCCCAGUCCACCACACACUGCCUCAGGCUCCCAACCUGCCAACAGAGGAACAAAACACAACGCCUGUCAUGCCCACAUCCAGAGAGCAGCAGGUGCAGCGGCCUGUCCUGGUGCUAGUGGCUCAAUAUGCAACGUAGAGGUC